Molecule: messenger RNA, 3764 nt
Organism: Capra hircus (goat)
Lineage: Eukaryota; Metazoa; Chordata; Mammalia; Artiodactyla; Bovidae
Gene: MTCL3
Product: SOGA family member 3
Exons: 7
Coding region: 894-3746 (950 amino acids)
Biological process (GO): regulation of autophagy
Source: RefSeq, a predicted model, not a curated record
GGUGCACCGCGUGGAGAGCUCAACCGAGAAUUAAAGUGAGGGAACAAAGAGACCUCCCAGCUGCCGCCCGCCAGCGCCGCGCAGCUGCAUCGAGAGAUGCGGAUCACACCCGGAAGGCUCUUGGAAUCCGCCUCCCCGAGACCAGGGCUCAAGUAAAUAAUUGAUGGCGAUUGAUCCGGCCCAGAACAAAGCUCUGCGGAAAACCAGGGCAUCCGAUUCCGAGUGGCUUUGGAAGCUUCUGCCAAGGAAGGGGUAUGCGAGUGCAGCGGGACCUCUGAGCGCCGCGCCGGGUCUUCCAUCUCGGGCGUGGCUCCGGCCCUUUUUUGUCUGCUUGCCACCCGCCCCUCCGCCUUCUCUUCCCUUUUGAAAAUAGCCUCUCUUUGGUUACUUCUGCCCUGUCCUCCCUUGCAAUCCCGCCUCCUCCCCUGCCCAGGCCGGUGAGGUCAGCUCAUGAAUAUCAGUGCACUUCCCGGGGAGCGUCUGGCACGGCGUGGUACCUCGCGGGUUCGCCGGCUCCGAGCCGCAGCUCCAGCACGGCCGCUGACGCCGAAGGAGUCAUUCGCUCUCCCGGCCGCUGAGUCUCCGCGUUCACGCCAUUGUUUGGAGAAAGCGAGUGGGUGUGGAACUGGUGCGAACCGGCCCAGAGUGAAAGUGCUCAGCCAGUCGGUCGCAUAUACAACACGGCGAAGUGAAACUUUCCUCGUCUCCUGAAGACACAGUAAUAAAUCCUGAAGUCCCCAGAAGAUCAGAAGGAAAGAGCUGUCGAUUGACUUCAAAAAGCAUCGCCUCUGCUAAGAAAUUAGAAAGGAAGGUUGGUGGCAGUGAAGAGGGAAGCGAAUGAUCUGGUGAUGGACUAUUGUAAAUCACGUCCCUUAGAUUCUUCCUAGACCGCCAUGAGUCAGCCACCGACGGGGGGCGCUGCCCCUGUCACAGCCGCGGCUCCUGCCGCUACCGGUGCCACUGAGGCUCGCUUGCACCCGGAGGGCAGCAGCAGAAAGCAGCAGCGUGCUCAGUCACCCGCUAGACUGAGGGACAAUUCUGUCCGACAGGCAACCUCGACCACCCGGGCCCCAGCAGGGGCUGGCACUAAACUCAAUUCUAGUCGACAGCAGCAGCUGCAGCAGCAGCAGGGCAACAAGACCGGGAGCCGCUCAGCGCCUCCGGCCAGCGCCCGGGGAAGCGGAGGUGGAGCGGAGAAGGCCGCGCCCCCGGCGCCCAAGGGGGCGGCCUCGGGAGCUGUCCAGCCUGUAGCUGGUGCUGAAGCAGCCCUAGUGGCGACGGUGGCCCCGGUGGGUGUCAGGAGGCCUGGCCUGUCCGAGGAGCCGCUCCGGGAGCUAGAGGCCGCGUCCUCUAAACUCGGGGAACCCCCUCCGCUAGGGGAAGGAGGAGGAGGGGGUGGGGAAGGAGGAGGAGCCGUCAGUGGCUCCGGGGAAAGGGAGGGGGGCGCUCCGCUGCCACCGCCGCCGCCCAGGGGCUGGCGAGGGAAAAGCGUCCGCGCUCAGCAGAGGGGCGGCAGCGGCGGGGAGGGGGCCUCCCCUUCGCUAUCCUCCUCCUCCUCUGCGGGCAAAACCCCAGGCCCCGGCAGCAGAAAUUCCGGGCUUGGCGUGGUGGCGGGUGGCGGCGGUGCUGGAGGGAGCUACUGGAAGGAAGGAUGUCUGCAGUCUGAGCUCAUCCAAUUCCAUCUGAAGAAAGAGCGGGCAGCGGCGGCGGCCGCGGCUCAGAUGCACGCUAAGAACGGCGGCGGCGGCAGCAGCAGCCACCGCAGCUCUCCGGUCGCCGGCGCCCCUGCUGUUUGUGAGCCCCUGGCGGUCCCUCCCGCCUCCCCAAUGGCGGCGGCGGCAGAGGGCCCCCAACAGAGCGCAGAGGGCAGCGCGAGCGGCGGGGGCAUGCAGGCGGCUGCGCCCCCUUCGUCGCAGCCGCACCCGCAGCAGCUCCAGGAGCAGGAAGAAAUGCAGGAGGAGAUGGAGAAGCUGAGGGAGGAGAACGAGACUCUCAAGAACGAGAUCGAUGAGCUGAGGACCGAGAUGGACGAAAUGAGGGACACUUUCUUCGAGGAGGACGCCUGUCAACUGCAGGAAAUGCGCCACGAGUUGGAGAGAGCCAACAAAAACUGCCGGAUCCUGCAGUACCGCCUCCGCAAAGCAGAGCGCAAGCGGCUCCGCUACGCGCAGACGGGCGAGAUCGACGGCGAGCUGCUGCGCAGCCUGGAGCAAGACCUCAAGGUUGCAAAGGAUGUAUCUGUGAGACUUCACCAUGAACUGGAAAAUGUGGAAGAAAAGCGAACGACGACAGAGGAUGAAAAUGAGAAACUGAGGCAACAGCUUAUAGAAGUUGAGAUAGCAAAGCAAGCAUUACAGAAUGAACUGGAAAAAAUGAAGGAGCUAUCUUUAAAGAGAAGAGGAAGCAAAGAUUUGCCAAAAUCUGAAAAAAAGUCUCAGCAGACUCCCACAGAGGAGGACAAUGAAGAUCUGAAAUGCCAGUUGCAGUUCGUAAAGGAAGAAGCCGCUCUGAUGAGAAAGAAAAUGGCCAAGAUUGACAAAGAAAAGGACAGAUUCGAACACGAGCUCCAGAAGUACCGAUCCUUUUACGGGGAUCUGGACAGUCCUUUGCCCAAAGGAGAAGCCGGGGGUCCGCCCAGCACCAGAGAAGCCGAGCUCAAGCUGCGGCUGAGGCUGGUGGAGGAAGAAGCCAACAUCCUGGGCAGAAAGAUCGUGGAACUGGAAGUGGAGAACCGAGGCCUGAAGGCGGAACUGGACGACCUGCGGGGCGACGACUUCAACGGCUCGGCCAACCCCCUGAUGAGGGAGCAGAGCGAAUCCCUGUCGGAGCUGCGGCAGCACCUGCAGCUGGUGGAGGACGAGACGGAGCUGCUGCGCAGGAACGUGGCCGACCUGGAGGAGCAGAACAAGCGCAUCACGGCGGAGCUCAACAAGUACAAAUACAAGUCCGGGGGCCACGAGAGCGCGCGGCACCACGACAGCGCCAAGACCGAGGCCCUGCAGGAGGAGCUGAAGGCGGCGCGCCUGCAGAUCAACGAGCUCAGCGGCAAGGUCAUGCAGCUGCAGUACGAGAACCGCGUGCUCAUGUCCAACAUGCAGCGCUACGACCUGGCCUCGCACCUGGGCAUCCGCGGCAGCCCGCGUGACAGCGACGCCGAGAGCGACGCGGGCAAGAAGGAGAGUGACGACGACUCGCGGCCGCCGCAUCGCAAGCGAGAAGGGCCCAUCGGCGGCGAGAGCGACUCGGAGGAGGUGCGCAACAUCCGCUGCCUCACGCCCACCCGCUCCUUCUACCCCGCGCCGCCGCCCGGGCCCUGGCCCAAGAGCUUCUCCGACCGGCAGCAGAUGAAGGACAUCCGCUCGGAGGCCGAGCGCCUGGGCAAGACCAUCGACCGCCUCAUCGCCGACACCAGCACCAUCAUCACCGAGGCGCGCAUCUACGUGGCCAACGGGGACCUGUUCGGACUCAUGGACGAGGAGGACGACGGCAGCCGCAUCCGCGAGCACGAGCUGCUCUACCGCAUCAACGCGCAGAUGAAGGCCUUCCGCAAGGAGCUGCAGACCUUCAUCGACCGCCUCGAGGUGCCCAAGUCCGCCGACGACGCCGGCGCCGAGGAGCCCAUAUCCGUGAGUCAGAUGUUCCAGCCUAUCAUUUUACUUAUUCUCAUUCUUGUAUUAUUUUCAUCACUUUCUUACACAACAAUAUUUAAACUUGUCUUCCUUUUUACACUGUUUUUUGUACUGUAAACCUUUCAUCAUUUACCA